ACCGUAAAAGUGUACACGUGUCUUUUUCUAGCAACAUGAAAUAGCCUUUUUUCUCGAAAUCAGAGGUCAGCGAUACCCAUCGCCAUAGCUUUUCUAUGGAUCGUCUCAAUGGUACUCCGCGUCUUAUGAUAGUCUCUGAUCUUGAUUCUACCAUGGUCGACCACGACGACCCUCAAAAUCUCUCUCUUCUCCGCUUCAACGCUCUAUGGGAAGCAUAUUACCGCCCUGACUCUCUUCUGGUUUUUUCAACUGGAAGAUCUCCCGAUUCUUACCAACUUUUAAGGGCCGAGAAACCCUUGCUAACCCCUGAUAUCACUGUUAUGUCUGUGGGAACUGAGAUUGCCUAUGGCGAAUCUAUGGUGCCCGAUGUUGGCUGGGAGCAGUUGCUGAAUCAGAGGUGGGACAGAGGUGUUGUUGUGGAGGAAACCUCCAAGUUUCCUGAUCUUCUUCCUCAGUCAGAGAUUGAUCAAAGACCUCAUAAGGUUAGCUUUUAUGUAGAGAAGGUUAAAGCGCUCAAGAUAAUUGAUGUUCUAUCAGAGCGUUUGGAGAAACGAGGGUUAGAUGUAAAGAUAAUCUAUAGUAGUGGGAUAGCUUUGGACGUUUUACCAAAAGGUGCUGGUAAAGGACAGGCCCUUGCAUAUCUACUAAAGAAAUUUGCAUUUGAUGGAACACUUCCUGCCAAUACGCUUGUUUGUGGUGAUUCUGGCAAUGAUGCUGAACUGUUGAGCAUUCCUCAAGUCUAUGGAGUAAUGGUCAGUAAUGCACAAGAAGAACUGUUGGAGUGGUAUUCGGAAAAUAUGAGAAAUAACUCUAAUAUAAUCCAUGCUACCGAGAGAUGCGCAGCAGGGAUUAUACAGGGAAUUGGUAGUUUCUGUCUGGGUCCAAAUGUCUCUCCUAGAGAUAUCGGUGACUUUCAAAAGUGCAAAGUGGAUAUCAUCAGCCCUGGUUAUGAAGUCGUAAAAUUUUAUUUAUUCUACGAGAGAUGGCGAUGUGCAGAUAUUCCGAAAUCUACACAUCAUAUGCAGAAUCUAAAAUCAGUUUUUCACUCCUAUUGUACUCUGGUCCAUCCCUCGGGAACUGAGCAGCAUAUUUACCAGUGUGUGGAUGAAAUGGAAAAGUUGCAUGGAGACUGGCAGGGAAGGCAGUUUCAGGUAUGGGUAGAUCGAGUGUCCUCAGCACAAAUUGGCUCAGACCUUUGGCUUGUGAAGUGCGCUAAAUGGGAGUCACAUGGAGAAGAGAAGUAUUGCUGUCUGACAACAAUCUUAAUGAGUUCAAAGGCUGAGUUACCAAAUGACUUCAUAUGGUUACACGUGCACCAAACAUGGUUGGAUGGUUGUGGGGUAAAACAACCAGACACUUGGUUAAUUUAAAUUUUUAUUUCAAUAAGGAUUCCUUGAAUGAGAAGUAAUUAUGUACUGCAGUUUGUUUCUGGUCUAAGCUAUGUACUUGCAACUCUGCAGAAUCAGAAGACGUAAUGACUUUUAAGAUUGAUUUGGACGGGCAAGUCAGUUGACUUAUUUCUAGAAGUUUAGUAAUGACCACAGUUAAUAAUUGUACUCUAAUAAAUUGCAAAAAUAUUUACGACCAUCUAGUGCAGAUAUGGUCUAUUAUAGCUUUAAGAGAUUCAAAAGUUCCAUAACUAUAAAGUUUGGGAGAAAAGAAAUAGUAAUGCGAAUGGAAUACAAACUAAGGAACAAUUUCAGGUUUACAUUAUUAGUUCACUCUUAACAUUUUGACUUUGUUCAGUGUGGCUGCCACUUUUUUCAUAUCUGUCCUAUCUUCUGGUGCUGUGUUGCAGAAUAAGCUAGAGCCAAUUUCACUAUGGCAGAUAGACAUUCCGUUUUAAGCGCAUAGUGUUCCUCUUCUGCCCUAUGACUUCAGUUAUUGCAUGUUGAAAUGAAUUUUCAAUCCUUUGUUUUAAAUUCAUAUAUCUCCAUUGAACAUUUCAU
Messenger RNA from Cannabis sativa, 1949 nucleotides. Its product is annotated as sucrose-phosphatase 1. Gene Ontology annotation, biological process: sucrose biosynthetic process. Gene Ontology annotation, molecular function: magnesium ion binding; sucrose-phosphate phosphatase activity. Bases 96 to 1370 code for a protein of 424 amino acids. The record is from RefSeq and is a predicted model, not a curated record. The transcript has 9 exons. NCBI's taxonomy places the organism in Eukaryota, Viridiplantae, Streptophyta, Magnoliopsida, Rosales, Cannabaceae.